Molecule: messenger RNA, 2484 nt
Organism: Trichoderma gamsii
Lineage: Eukaryota; Fungi; Ascomycota; Sordariomycetes; Hypocreales; Hypocreaceae
Exons: 1
Coding region: 1-2484 (827 amino acids)
Source: RefSeq, a predicted model, not a curated record
AUGACGGAUCCCUUUGUGGAAGUCAAGAUGGAAGUGGAGGAUCUGGGUCUGGAUCUGCUGCAGGGAAUCCGCCAUCGCGAUGCUUUUCCACGCCACCGCAAGAGAUUCGACCGCGAAGACGACGAGCGCCGAUAUCAGGACUUUGUGCGCAGCGAGUGCGACAGGAGGAGCGAGGAACGGAGGGAGAUCGGCCGUAAAUGCGACGAGCUGUACGAGCGGCUGUUCCAGAAGUUGAAGCGCGAGCGUGACGGGCUAUUCGAGCGCCAGUGCCAGAAGCUGGACGACGAGUUUGAAGAGCUGUUCGACCGCGAACAUCAGAAGAUUCAGCGUCAGGUCGAACAGCGACAGAUCGAGCAGCGCCAGAUCGAGCAGCGCCAGAUCGAGCAACGAAAGCAGCAAUUAUCAUCAUUAUCCGAAGACGAACUCCCGCUGAGUCUCACCAAUUAUCUCACAGCCUGUCAUAGACUGCACCUCCAGUUCAAAAAGGGCGCCUGUCGGUCCUUGAUCACGCAGAAAGAGGCUCUCAGCUGGACGUUUCCGCGGCGAAUCAUUCCAUGGGAUCUCAGCUUCCAGUCGUUGCAACAGAGCGUAUGGCAUCGUCUCCUACCAGACUGCUACUUUACCGAGCAGCGCAUGUUUUCAUCUCCCCAGCGGCUGGAGAAUGUAAGACGGACCUUGUCUCCCGUGAACAGCGAGGCCUCGCUGCAACACUUUGGGCGAUACACCAUUGAGAGCACGAUUAUGGAGAUGCUGGACAGACUGGCCGAAGACGAUGUGCUCUGGAACGGCCUCGGGCUUAGCGAUGAUGUGCGGGUGACGAUGGAGGCCGAUAAGGAUCUUGGUCAGGUGUACGAGCCCAUGCUCCAAUCUUCAUGGCACAAAGGCGCAGGCGAGUUGAAGCUAUAUAUGCGUAACUCACAUCGCAGGGCGAAGAGGCAGGGCAUCUGGGCCAAUCGGUCGUGCAUAUACCGACAGCUCGACGGCGAAAACACGCCCGUCUUUGCUCUCAUGCAUCAGUUGCCACACAGGCUUCAGCUGGACGAAAUCGACUGCGGCUUGGCAUCCGAGAUUGAGCUUGUACAGGACGUGAUUGAUAAAGAGGGCAGGGAUUACAAAUUCGCCUCGAAGACGCUCGUGGCCGCCACCAUUACUCAGCUCUAUUCUUACAUGGUCAGUAAGGAUAUUCGAUACGGAUGUGUUUCGACUGGAGAAGCCUUCAUCUUUUGCUGCAUCUCGAGAAACGACCCCUCCAACAUAUACUGCACAGCAUGCGUGCCAGAGCGUGAUGUGCAAAGGGAUGAUCCUCUAAGACUCCAUCGGACGGCUGCAGCAUCGGUUUUUGCCCUUGUGGUACAUGCUCUCCGCGAGAAACCACUUCCCGAAUCGUGGUACGACUCGGUCAAGAAUCUGGACGCCUGGACUAUGGGAUACGACGAUCUUUUGGAUAAAGUACGCAAGAUGGGUGCCCCAAAAUCCCGACCAUCGUCUGCACAGGAGCAUCGCUGGCGGGGUUUUGAUCGGUCCCCAUUACUGGCGGAGCAUAUGCGUGGCCGCAGCGAUCGCAAGAGAGGCGAAGAAAUACGGCACUGGCUGGACAAUGUCUCUGGCCAGGAUGUAGCCGAUGGGGAUUUCAACGAGAAUAGUACUAAAAAGCCCAAUAUACAAGAUCAGCCAUUCUGCUCGCACAAAUGCCUCUUUGGCUUGAUGCAUGGAACGCAGAUGGACGAGAGCUGCCCCAACUACGAUUAUCACGGCUUUGGACAUGUUGAUUUCGACGAGUUCCUGAGCGACCUCGGCAAGCAGCUGGCUAAGGAGGCAAGCAGCGACGCCAACUUUAUCCCUCUAGGGACCUCGAGCCCGCACAAGUCUCUCUUCAAGCUGCGACAGGCGGCUCACGGCUACACUUUUGUGGCAAAGGAAGGGAAAGGGCUUGCUCAUUUAUGGAGCGAGAAACUUGUAUAUGACGAGAUGGAAAAGUAUCAGGGCCAUUAUGUGCCUUUAUGCCUUGGCCUCUUGGAGCUGGAUAAGCCACGGCAGGGGUAUAGGCGGCAAUUUGAGGAACUGCUGCUUCUGAGCUGGGCUGGGCGGCCGUUUCAAAGCUGCCUGAAGCAAAUCAGCAGAGACCAAGUCGCGAAUAAAGUGGAAAAUAUUCUGCGAGCGCUGCAUGAGCAAGGCGUUAUCUACAAUGGCAGUCUUGAGCCGGGCAACUUUUUGUACGACGCGUCGCGCAACGAGGUGAUGAUUGUCAACUUUGGAGAGUCGUCGACGCCACGGCACGCCGAGUAUUCGAAGAGGGGCAGAGCAAGCUAUUCGAUGCCGAAGAAGAGGAAGAGGGGUGCGCGGCCGGACUCUGCGAUGCUGGUUUUUGAAAAGGAUGUUGUGGAUGCCGUUCAAACGGUUCUGAGGUCGGAGGGGCCGAGGCACGAAAGGCGGUUUUCGGAAUUAGAGAGUGAGGUUGGGGAUGACUCUGUGAGUAAUUGCUGA